Messenger RNA from Carcharodon carcharias (great white shark), 765 nucleotides. RefSeq names its product CD82 antigen-like. The coding region runs from base 1 to 765 and encodes 254 amino acids. The record is from RefSeq and is a predicted model, not a curated record. Lineage: Eukaryota; Metazoa; Chordata; Chondrichthyes; Lamniformes; Lamnidae. The transcript is spliced from 8 exons. Gene Ontology annotation, cellular component: membrane.
AUGCCGGAAGGCUGCAACCAGGGAUCAGAGAAGAGUGACGAAGAUGUCAUAGAGAUUAUCGGAGUAGUGAUUUUAGGAUGUGGCAUUUGGAUCUUAUGGGAUGAGAACAGCUUUAUUAACGCACUGUUGCCUCCAGAUCAUCAAGAUAUCUUAAGCAUUACUGCUUACUGUUUCCUUGCGAUUGGUAUCACUGUCACCAUUGUGUGCUUGGUGGGAUGUGUAGGAAGUAUAAAAGAAGUGAAAUGCUUGUUUGCUCUGUACUUAUUAUUUCUGGCCCUUAUUUUCAUUUUUCAACUUGCUAUUGGAUUGGCUGUUCUUUCACAAUAUAGCAAGAUUGUAACUGUGAUAGAUAAGAAAACCAUUGAGGCCAUUAAACAUUAUGGCAAUGACAGCUUUUCGAAAGAACUAACAUGGAAUCUUUUGGAUGUCAUACAGAAAGAAUUUCGAUGUUGUGGAUAUUACAAUUCCACAGAUUGGGAACAAAAUCCAAUUUUACCGACUACGACUCUGCCUUGCUCAUGUAGCAAUCAGACAGAAGCUGAUUUUACUCCCCCCUGUACUGUCACAGAGAGCAGCUACAUAUACCCAAAGGGCUGUCGCAGAGAAAUAAAACAAUGGUUCAAUAACAACAUGUUGACUCUUCUCGGAGCUGCUGUUGCUCUUCUCCUAAUACAGGUAUUGCAGUGCGUCAUGGCUUUGUAUCUGUUGAAAUACAUCAAGAAGAAAAAAAAGAAUGAUUUAAAAGCGAAACACUUAACAUACUAA